AUGACCGAAGCAACUGCUAAAUCCAAAUCGUCUAGCACAAUGGAAUGGACAAACAUGCAUGACACAUUUUUUUUUAGGGAAGUCAGAGCAUCUGACCUGUAUGAAACAAGAAAGGGUAGCCCUGAGAGAGGAAAGGUGUGGGAUGAGAUUGCUGCAAGACUCAACAGCCUCUCACAUCCCAAAUUCAUUGUCAACAAACGGUCAUUGCGAGAUAGGCUCAAUCUUUUUAGGGCCAAAUUCAAAAACAAGAAUAGGGAGGAAGAAAAAGCAAGUGGUAUUAGUCCAGAGGUGCGAGAAAUAGACACUCUGCUGGAGGAGCUGUCUGAAAAAGAAGAAGAAGCAAAAAAUAAGCCCUCGAUUAGAGACAAAAAGCAAAAUGCUCAACAAGAGAGAGCAAAAGCUGAGGAAAUGCGGCUGAAGGCAAUGGAGACUAUGGGACAAAAUAAAAAACUAGUUGAGGAAAGUGAUGAAGUAAAUUUAAGAAAGAAAAAAAGAAAAAGUACUGGUGAUGCUAUUGGAUUCUUGGAAAAGAAAGCAGAACAAGAGAUGGCCUUGCGGAGGAAAGAGAUUGAAAUGAAAAAACAAGAAGGGAUGAGAGGUUCCCAGCAGACAACAAUGCAGCAGGAAAUGUUAAGGAUGAUUCAGCAACAGCAAGAAGAUCAGCAGAAGCAGCAACAAAGAAAGGAAACCCAACAGCUGCAAUUUUUGCAGUCAAUGUUAAACCAGCAGCAACAGCAAUCACAGGUUCUUCUAAGCCUUAUUGAGAGGUUGACUCCCAAGGAAAAUCACUAACAGUUGCUCAGUGUUGGCACUUAUUAGUACUGUUACAAAAUUCCUUAUUGUGUUUUUUAUUCCAUUUCUCAUGUGCAAGCUGUUGUUAAAAAGUGUUGAGUUAAUGUCAUGUAAGAAUUCAUAGACAUUGUCAUGGUUCCA
This is a messenger RNA of Stylophora pistillata, 933 nucleotides long. RefSeq lists its product as uncharacterized. The record is from RefSeq and is a predicted model, not a curated record. Lineage: Eukaryota; Metazoa; Cnidaria; Anthozoa; Scleractinia; Pocilloporidae.